Molecule: messenger RNA, 1001 nt
Organism: Coniophora puteana RWD-64-598 SS2
Lineage: Eukaryota; Fungi; Basidiomycota; Agaricomycetes; Boletales; Coniophoraceae
Product: histone-fold-containing protein
Exons: 4
Coding region: 79-519 (146 amino acids)
Cellular component (GO): nucleosome
Molecular function (GO): structural constituent of chromatin; DNA binding; protein heterodimerization activity
Source: RefSeq, a predicted model, not a curated record
GAUCUCCCCCACUACGCUGCUAAGCUGAACCUUGGAAUUGAGUUCUGAUUUAUUCACCCAUCUGUCCGAACAUCGACCAUGCCCAGGGGCAAAGCAAGCGCGAGUGCGCGCGGUAGACCAGGCAAAGGUAAAGACACCACCACCGCCAAUGGCGCCCGUCAGCCAAAGACCUCGCGCACCCAGAAGGCUGGCCUGCAGUUCCCCGUAGCCAGGAUCCACCGCAUGCUCAGGAGAGCGAACUACACCCUGCGCGUGGCGUCUGCGGCCCCUGUCUACCUCGCUGCUGUGCUGGAGUACCUCUCAGCGGAGGUGCUCGAGCUCGCGGGCAACGCGGCGCGGGAUAACAAGAAACGGCGCAUCAAUCCGCGGCAUCUGCAGCUUGCGAUCAGGAACGAUGAUGAACUCAACAAGUUGCUCGGUAACGUGAUCAUAUCCGAGGGAGGCGUUAUUCCCUUUAUCAACCCUGCGUUGUUACCAAUCAAGACGAAGGACAAGCGAGGACCAAGUCAAGAGGUCUAGCCUGCGUCUCUCGGAGCACACCCGGCUCGUUACCAUACCGCGACGAGUUGCUCGCCCUGACAUCAGCAUCCAAUUUAUCGGGUCUCUUAUUCAUCAGCUUAUCUGUAACGAGCAUUGUCCAUGUACAUGUGUAUAAGUAUAUCCAGAUAUUUCAGUCCAUCUGUACGAUAUACCCUGAGUUCGAACGCAUCGCUCGUCCUAUGACUCCCGCGUCAUAGAGCCCCGUAAGGUCCAGUUCCGAUGUGCAUGCACCUGUGCUUCAGCAGCAUCCCCCACGUCUGGUGUUGUAGGACCUCCAGGCGCUCUAGUCGGGACCGUGACAGUGCGCGACGCAUAAUUUAGAGGCAGAGGAUCCCGCGAGUGCCUUCUGGAGCCACGGAAGCGACACCGCAGUGUGGCUGGCACGCCCUUGAGCGAUUGUGAAUUCGGCGGUCCUGGGAGCCGGCCGUUCACCCCAUCAGGAGAACGUCGAUGCUCUCGAG